Messenger RNA from Pistacia vera, 1008 nucleotides. RefSeq lists its product as uncharacterized. Bases 114 to 689 code for a protein of 191 amino acids. NCBI's taxonomy places the organism in Eukaryota, Viridiplantae, Streptophyta, Magnoliopsida, Sapindales, Anacardiaceae. The record is from RefSeq and is a predicted model, not a curated record. The transcript has a single exon.
CAUUUUCGCCGCUCUAUAUAAUAUUUCUCUGACUUCAAUGGCUGGUUCCUCAGUGUAGUCUAAAGCUCUGUCCUCUCUUCACAAUCGAACAAUUAACCUUUCAAUAAUUCAAGAUGUUUAGUAAGAGCACAGAGGUUUCACAAAAUUCUAUUCAGAUAAAAGAAGAUAACAAGUUCUUCUCCAGGCUUCUGUCCAAAGAAACCUCCAUGGCCAACCCUUCUUUUAGAGUCUACUAUGGAGGAGUUUCUGGUGCAGUUCCUUUCUUGUGGGAGUCUCAACCGGGCACACCCAAAUGUAAAAUGUUCAGUGAAACAACUCUCCCUCCUCUCACACCUCCUCCUUCUUAUUAUUCUAACUCAAAUAUAGAUAAAAAACCUGUCAAGAAACACCACUCGAGAUCCCUUAGUCUCUUGCAUAUCUUGUUCCCCAAGAUGAAUCGCAAGAAAACCAAAAAUGUAUCAUCAUCCUCUUCAUCUUCAUCUUUAUCAUCAUCCUCUUCUUGGUCAUCUUCUUCCACUUUGUCAAUAGUGGUUUCCAUAACUAGUCCUCUAAAAAAAUAUCGCCAUGCAAGGAGCCGGUUUUCGAGCAGACGGUCAUCUUUUGAUUCAGGAAUAGAAGAUGAAGAACCAGCUUUUGGAUCACCAACUUCAACUCUACGCCUUAAGCUUCGAGGAUGCUAUGGAUGGUGAGGUGACUAUAAAGAAAAAGGUCUUUAAUUAUUAUUAGUACCUCUCCAGUUUGGCCGUGAACUGGGAAAUUAUUUCUCAGCUUUCAGAUCUCUCUAAGUCUUAAUUUGCUUUUUUUUUUCUUUUUUUUUUUUGCAAUUAAAUUACAGAGGGUCUAAUUUUGUUCUUUGUUUCUCUUCUCUGGUUAGUGACUUGAACUAGCUGCAGAAAUAUUGAAAUUUGUCUGGUGUGUGUAUGAUGUUCGUCCACAGAAAACAACUAGAGUCUGCUUUAAGUUUGUGUAAUUUAGUCAUCAAUAUUACUUUCUCUUUUUUUUUUUUUU